Darwinula stevensoni is the source of this 2127-nucleotide messenger RNA. The record is from the annotation of a GenBank genome assembly. Lineage: Eukaryota; Metazoa; Arthropoda; Ostracoda; Podocopida; Darwinulidae.
GUUGACAGAAUUGGAGCGCACAGCAGGCGAGUCAGAUAGGUGAAGGAUCGGCUCUGAGCAGCUGAUCAAUUUCAGUCUCUCUUUACUGGUCGUCCUCAGAGCUCCGAGGAGUGUACUGGGCCAAAUUCGCAGCAGGAAACGGACGACCCAUCAACAUAACAGGAAAAAACAAGUGGCCGUCUGUGGUCUUGGCUGGCAUGUAGGGCAUCCUGCAGCAAAGGGAAAUUUGAGUUAACCAAGAGGCUGCAAGGCACUCCAAUAGCACUGCAAGUGCUAAUAUAUGAGAACAAUGCUGAUGUGCUUCAACUCCCUAGUGAUUCUUGCUGUCAUUGUAUUCUUUAUCCAAGUCUUCACUCUUGGACAACAGAAGGAAUUCAGGAGUAGGUCCAUAUGGUCAUGGGAAUGCAAAGGAGAACCAGGUCAAGAGCAGUGCACAAAACUGGAAUCCAGUUCAGAGUCAUCUCAGACCCUUGAAACAUGCAAGCUCACCUGUGGAAGAUAUGGAGUUCUUUGGCCAAGACCCAGAGGCCAUGUUACUCUGUCUAGCAAGACUGUACCAAUCCAUCUGAAGAGCAUCAACAAAACCAAUGAAUCAUAUGAUCUACUGUUGGAAAGAAAGGAUGAUCUCAAUGUGAGAGCACACAUGAAGGCUACAACAUUGUAUGGCAUCAGGCAUGCCUUUGAGACACUGUUGCAGCUUAUAGCCGUAGAUGAAAUUCAUGACUGCCUUCAAAUUUUGGAAUCUGCCAAAAUAGCUGACAGCCCUGCAUAUGUCCAUCGUGGUGUGUUAGUGGACACUAGUCGAAACUUCAUCAGUCUGAAAACCUUGAAGCUUGUGAUUGAUGGUCUGUCCUACAACAAAAUGAAUGUUCUUCACUGGCAUGUGACAGACUCCCAGAGUUUCCCUUUGCAGUUGCCACGAAUCCCAAAAUUGAGCCAAUAUGGUUCAUAUUCACCUAAUAUGGUGUAUAGCCCAGCUGAUGUGAAGGAGUUGGUGGAAUAUGCAAGAAGUCGUGGUGUUAGGAUCCUUCCUGAGCUGGAUACUCCAGCCCAUGUAGGUGAAGGAUGGCAGUGGGGCCCAGAUGCUGGAAUGGGUAACCUGGCUGUAUGUAUCGGGAAGGAACCAUGGCAGAAGUACUGCUAUCAGCCUCCGUGUGGUUUACUGAACCCUGUCAAUGAGAAUUUGUAUCCUGUGCUGAAAGACAUCUACACUGAUAUGCUGAAGAUGUUUGAGAGUGAUCUAUUCCAUAUGGGUGGAGAUGAGGUUCUCUUUCCUUGUUGGAAUGAAACAGAGGAGAUCAUUGAGUGGAUGCAGACCCAAGGAUAUGAAAAGGAAGAUUUCAUUCGAUUAUGGGCAGAAAAGUUUCAGAAAACUGCCUAUGACAAACUCACAGAAGCCAAUGCAGAUGUGAAAAUGCCUGUAAUCUUAUUCACUAGCAAGCUAACAGAAAAUGAAAGAGUUGAAAAUUACCUGCCCAAAGAAGACUAUAUUAUUCAGACAUGGGAGGACAGGGAUAACAUUGGCCGCUAUGCGCACCUCAUAUCAAAAGGCUACAGAAUGAUCUUCUCGAAUUAUGAUUCAUUAUAUUUGGAUUGUGGCUAUGGCCCAUGGGUUGGAGGAGAUGGUCAAAAUUGGUGUUCACCAUACAAGAGUUGGCAAAGAAUUUAUGACAAUGACAUUUUCAAGAUAGCCAUGAAUGUUACUAAUUUCACACUCCCAGAAGAAGCUGUCAGGAGUCAAGUCCUUGGGGGAGAAGCAUGCUUGUGGACUGAAACCGCAAGUGAGGGGAGCCUUUUGAGCAAAAUCUUCCCAAGAAGUGCAGCUCUAGCAGAACGUUUGUGGACAGACCCUUCUUCAAACUUCACUGAAGCUGAAGUGAGAUUGGUGCAUCAUACAACACGUAUGAUGCAACUGGGGAUUUCUGCUGAUGCCAUCCAACCCCUUUGGUGCUAUCAAAACCCUGGCCUCUGCUAUAUUUUCCCAUAAAAUUUAUUGAUAUUGAUGGCAUGUUUUGCCAUGAACCAUCUUUACUUUGAUGUGUGAUCAUGUUGUUUUAUAUUUUUUAACUAUAAUUAUUUUUCAUCGCUCAAUAAAUGUGCUGGAAGUACAUUCAAUAUUAUUUAAGC